AUGGUCGUCUCCCACUUCAUGAGCCACCCCAUCCGGCUCACAAUCUCCACCAUCAAGCUCGUCUGCACCUGGCACAUCAUCACCUCCCACGUCUUCCAGGUCUCGCCCGCCCAGGGCCCCUCCAUGCUCCCCACCUUCUCCGUCAAGGGCGACUGGGUCGCGGCGGACAUGACGCACGCCCGCAACCGCCGAGGGCAGCUCCGCGUCGGCGACCUCGUCCUCUACCGCAUCCCCGUCUCCGACAACGCCAACGGCAUCAAGCGCCUCGUCGGCCUCCCCGGCGAUUACGUCUCCAUGAACACGCCGGGGAGCCCUGGGGAGGAGAGGAUGAUACAGGUUCCAGAAGGACAUUGUUGGAUAGUAGGCGAUAACCUCACAGUAUCUCGAGACUCGAGAUCCUUUGGUCCUGUCCCUCUAGCUCUCAUUAAGGGCAAGGUUCUGGCAAAGGUUCUUCCGUGGGCAGAAAGAGGAUGGUUCCAUAAUCCCUUGGAGCCGAUCGAGGAUCUAGUUGACGAGUGA
Messenger RNA from Clonostachys rhizophaga, 519 nucleotides. Lineage: Eukaryota; Fungi; Ascomycota; Sordariomycetes; Hypocreales; Bionectriaceae. The record is from the annotation of a GenBank genome assembly.